GUAGCUCCGUUGUUGUUCUUGAAGCAAGGUAGGCCAACGUCAGGAUUGCAACUUGCCUUCAUCUGAUAUUGUUUGUUGAAGCCUACGCACUCCUUUGCUCUCUGGCGUACGUUACCCAUCUUUCGGUAUACUGCCACAUAGAAAUUGGCUUCUACCGGGAGAUCUUCAAGAAACUACGCAUCUUCUUUGGAAAGGACCUCAUCGUAGUGGCCAUGUUUUGUUAGAGGUAGCAAGGUUUGUCUGACGAAGGAUUACCUAUUAGACAAGGACACUGAUUAUAUUUCGCUUUCGUUUCGAAGUAGAAAUCAACGAAAUCGCACGAAUAUAAAGUGGUUACGAGCAGGGUGUUUCGACGAUUAGACAAGAUUCAUGAGUAGAUGGCGGGUUUACUUGCUGAAGUAAUCAACAACACAAUGGAAUGACACGAAAUCAAAUAAACGCCAACAUGACGGCCUUCAAGACGUUGACAGACGAGAUCUCCGACCAGUUCCUUGCCUGCAAGAUCUGCUUAGAGACGUACAAGAGGCCCAAAACACUGAGCUGUCUCCAUACAUUCUGUACUAGCUGCCUAGAAGCUCACUUGGCGUCGGAGGAAGAGAGAACGAACUACCGCUUCGUCAUCUACUCGCGGAGCAUCACGUGCCCUGUGUGCAAACAACGGACAGAGGUGCCCUCCGGAGGAAUUAAGAACUUACCAGAUAACUUCCUCGUGUCCAACCUAACCGAAGUUGUCAACAGAAGUAAACCUUCGUCCUCAUCACCUGCGUGUGAUAUCUGUUCAAAUUAUAAGAAACGCACUCGAGACGCUGUCUCAAAAUGUCUGGAAUGUUCGAAAUUUCUGUGCAGGAAUUGCGUGGAUUUGCACAAAAAGACGAAGGUAACCAAAGGUCACACAAUUUUCGAUGUCGAAGUUGAGAAGAAUAUCAUGUGUAAAUGCCAUGAGGAGGAACCAGUUCGUUUUUUCUGCCAACCAUGCGAAACUUGUAUAUGUGUGCUGUGUACUUUUCAAGGACACGUGGGGCACGAGGUCUCCUCCUUUGGGGAGGGGAUCUUGAAGUAUGUGGGUAACGUCCAGUCCAUGCUGAAGGUGGGAAAGACGAAAAUGGCGUCCGUGCAGCGUCAUUUAGACGUCAUGACCAAAUGUGAGGAGACGAUAGCACAAGUGGAAGAGAGGGUUAACAAACUAAGCACAGCAUUCUUGACGGCGAUUCGAACUCAACAGAAACACGUUAUAGAUGAAAUCAGGCAUUUCUACGGUUCCGAGGCGUUGGAGAUUCUGGAUAAUAAAGACGAGUUAGAGGCGAUAAUGAGUAAUUUGAAAUCGACCUGUGGGUUGGCGGAGUUGAUUUUAGAGAACAGGAACGUGGAGUUGCUGCUGCUUCAGAAAGAAGUAAAGGAGAAAAUGAAAUCGUUGAUAAAUGUGGACCUACCCGACCUGCCUGAUAGUAUGGAAAGGGAGAUUACAUUUGUGGAAGGUUCAUUAAAUCUUGGGUUCUUAGACACCGGGAAUAGAUCGGCCCUUUCUGACCGACAGAUUUCAAAGCCGUCUAUGAUGCUGAACACAACCAGUAGGGGGAGCAAGGACGCAUGCACCAUGACUGUAAGGAUGACAAAGGACCGAGGUGUCAGUACGGACCAAAACAUGUCCAGGACCUCGAGUGGACACUAUGAGAGUCUCUCCAUGGCCACUGGAAAACAGCAUAGAAACAAAGACAGCAAAGAUUCGAUUGACGGUACAAGCCAAGAAAAUGACUGCAGUGAAGUUGAUCAUGAAACUAAGUUAAAAAAUAUCUUGCAAAGACGGGAUAGUUUACACAAUAUAUUCAAAGACGAUGAGAAGUUUUUCGCAAGCGAUAACGAAGAAGAACGGGAGGUGACGUUGAAUGUUGAAGACAUUUCGAGUAGUACUAUUGUUGAGGUUGACGAAUCAGUGGGUGAUGAUUCAGCGACCCUUGAAGCAGACGAUGAGAGGGACAAAACACUUGACAUGGCCAAAGAAAACAAUGUUGUUGAUGGCAGCCAUGAUGACCGCAUUGAAAACGCCGCAGACGACACGGCCAAUGACGUAUCUGAUGACGACGUUUACAUGGACCAACAGGAACCGGAAACCAAAACGGAGAACGACAUUGGAGGUUACAUUGGCAUUGGUGAAGGUCACGGUAAGCAAGAAAGAACCUUUUACGUGGAUGAAUACAUUGAAAGUGAAACAAUCGAAAUGGAGGAAUCUUGUCCGAACGUUGUUUCAUUUCGACCAUGUGAGUACCGAGAUGCCGCAACUGUAACAGAGGAUAUAGAAAUACAGCAACAUUAUUCCGAACUCUGUCUAGAAACAGAUGGAGGGCAGACUCUGUCAACUUUGGAUCACGGUGUCUCUUCAAAUCGGGAGACAAUGGCCGAGUUCAAUGUGCAGAGGUUGUCUGCAGGGAACUUUCCUCCAGAAAUGUUCAGACGGCAGUCUAGUUCUGAUCAGGGAGCACCAUGGCAGAUCAUUCACGACAUGCACCAGCUUCCCAUCCAGACAGAAGACAAGGGUAUCAAUGUCCCGGAAGUGAUGGAAAGCGACAGUUGUUUGGAGAUUGAGUUUAUUGACAUCAUGUUAAGGGAUUGCGCAACGUCGACGGAGAUAGUCGACAGAAAAGACCAGCAGACAAUGACAGAGUGUGUAGAAAUGGUUGACCAAAACGCCGUGGUCAAACAAAAUGAGGAGAAGGACACCGUAAAGGACACUUUAAUCAAGUCAAAUUCAUUAGAAUUAUUCACUAAAACCAUCUCAGAUACGUUGGCAAUUACUGCUGACGCCAAAAAAGGGUUGUUAGAAUUAGCAGAUGGGUUUUAUGACAUCAAGGAUUUAGCAGAGUUCACGUUGAUAGAAACUGAAAACGCCAUCACUCCUGACGGAACCAUAUUAUUCUCUAAGACUGUCCAGUUGUCUGAUCAGGGCACUGAAACCGAUGCCGAGGUCAAGGUCCAAAUGUCCGAGGCGUCGUGUGGGGUGGAAGUACCGAUGCAGGAUCAGGCUACAGAGGUCAAGGCCGAAAUGGUGGAGAGUUCAGCCUCGUCAGAUUUGGUGACCCUCUGUGACCUUGGCACGCAGACGACAGUCACGGAGAUAUCUGAAUGCGAGACCAUGACGGAAAAUCCGCAAGUCGUUGACUUCGCAAUGUUGACCGAGACACCUAUCAUGAGAGACAGCAAUUGCGGACCUGACUAUCAGAGUUAUAGCACAGUAGGUACAGCAACCAUUGCGCCGGAGAGUGUAGACCAAGCUGUUGGAAGUUCCGUUGAGAUUAGAGAUAUAGGCUGCGGAGAUUCCAUUGCGUCGGUCAAGGAUAUUGAUGUGACUGCUAUCCCGGAGAUGGUCGAUUCCGCCUGUUCGCCGGAAAUCGUCUGCUAUACGGACACCUGCCUUCAGACUGAAGGAUGGGAUUUCAAAGAUGCUUACGUGGACACGGAUUCCAUCGGCGUCCGAGAGAUAUUCACUGAAAUGCCUCAGCUACAACUCAUGGACAUCUUUACAAACACCCUAACAACAGAAUCGGUCGACCAAUCGACAAGCACUGACAACACCCAGUUUGUAGAUCAGGGAUCAGCCACAGACGCAACCUCGACAAAUGUUGUGGGGACGCUGACUGAUUUGCUUCGCAUGUGUGACGCCACUGUCGAGACUACGCCGUUAGAAACAUCGGAUGCUGCGUCUGAAAUCUCUCCUGAGAGUUCCACCAAGGAAACAAUGACUCCGCUGAUUGCAACAAGAAAUGCCUCCUCCAGUGCGAGAUUUCGAAGGAGAAGACCAGCCAGAGAGGACGCUGGCACAUCCACAGACUCUGCCGAAUUAGUCGAUUCGGCAACUGAUACCUUCACAGAAACUAACAGCAUUGGCCUCAGUGUUUCUCCAGAGACUUGUGAAGAUUCGACAGAGACUGUUCAGCCAUUCCUCGUGGACGCUGGGGUAGAGGCGGCGCCCGAUCUUGUAGACACUGGUACGCUUGCGCUUUCCUUGAACACACGUGACUCCAGCACUGAUCCUAUCAAACCUCAGCAAGUUAGCAUUGGUAUCAAUACGUACAUCGUAAGUUUAGCGCCAAGGAAACGGGACGCUAGUACGACCACAUCCAGAACUAUGGAAGAGAUCAGCCAAGAAUUGGAGUCGGUGGUUCUUAGAGGUGCGGUAGGUGGCGACCCUACAGAAGAGGAACCUAAGCAACCAGACGUGAACUCGGAACUUUUGGGUCAGAAAAUCAGCGAACUUUUCAGUUUAUCUAAAUUACAAACUCUCACUGAACAAUUAGCCCAGGAUCGGCGGAGAAUGGAGGAACAGCGUUCUCGGAAACACGUGCUACCAACUGCCCGGAUGUUGGAGAAAAGAUUGUCUACAGAUGAGAGCCAGCCUACUGCAAUCAGGAGAAGGCUUUCUAGUCAGAAGUCAUUGGAUAUUCCAGACGAGAUCAAAAGGGUCGACUCAGUAACUGAUACUCGGGGACCAAAUAGUAUGCAGAAAUCAGAACCACAAGUCGAAGAAAAGGAGCUGUCACGAAAGAAACGACCACAGAUCACUGCCUUGUUGAAUCUUUCGAAAGUUUCGGAGGUAGAUGCACCGGUACUAUCUGCUGUGUCGCUGAGCGACCUCACCCCAGCCGAGUCGUCACUUGAAGUGACGCCAGGUGUAUCUCCAUGCUUGACGCCCUCUGGCGACAACUUGUCGUCUUUCAGUGACCAAGUAGUUGAACCUGUAAGAGAAAAGAAGCGAAAGCAUAAGAAAGAGAAGAAGAAACUAAAAGAAAAGGAACACGUGGAAGACGAACGCCGCAGGAAGUCGUCCAGUUUGAAAUCCGGAAGUAAACUUGACGCAGGCGCAAUGGGAUCUGCAGCAACCACCCCUGAAGAGGACAAUCCGAAGAAAUACAAACUGUUAAAGAAAUCGUUCUUCAGCUUGGGGAGGUUCAGUAGAUCGAUGCCAACUUUGGCGCGAUUGGAUGAGAAAAUCGACCGCUUCUUUCACAAGUCCACUUCACGUGAGACUACCCCCAGCACAUCUGUCACUGAUACCCCCAAAACGAGUAGAGCAGGUUCCCCGGAGAGGCGACCUUACCAUCACAGGAAGGCCAGACCUGCAAAGGUCGCUGCACUUCUGGAACAGACUAUCAUUGAGAAAGCCAAGUCAUCGAGCUCGGAAGGUGGCUCAGGGGAAAGGGCAGAUGAUCCAGAUGGAUUUAUUGUAAAGGAAUCAAACGUAUGAUUGACUAAUUAUUCUUUCCUGGUAUCAUUUUCGACUUCUCUGUUGAUGUAACUUA
Molecule: messenger RNA, 5291 nt
Organism: Lineus longissimus
Lineage: Eukaryota; Metazoa; Nemertea; Pilidiophora; Heteronemertea; Lineidae
Exons: 3
Coding region: 419-5236 (1605 amino acids)
Molecular function (GO): ubiquitin protein ligase activity; zinc ion binding
Source: RefSeq, a predicted model, not a curated record